AUGGUUAAAAUCGGUAUUAAUGGAUUUGGUAGAAUCGGUAGAUUAGUUUUAAGAAUUGCCUUAUCAAGACCAGACAUUGAAGUUGUCGCUGUUAAUGAUCCAUUUAUUGCCACUGACUAUGCUGCUUAUAUGUUCAAAUAUGAUUCUACUCACGGUAGAUAUGAAGGUGAAGUUACUGCUGAUGGUGACGUUUUAGUUAUUGGAGGUAAAAGAAUUCAAGUUUACCAAGAAAGAGAUCCAGUCAACAUUCCAUGGGGUAAAGAAGGUGUUGAAUUCGUCAUUGAAUCCACCGGUAUUUUCACUAAAUUAGAAGGUGCUCAAAAACAUAUUGAUGCUGGUGCCAAAAAAGUUUUGAUUACUGCUCCUUCUGCUGAUGCCCCAAUGUUCGUUGUUGGUGUUAAUCAAGAAAAAUAUACUCCAGACAUCAAGAUUUUCUCCAAUGCUUCAUGUACUACCAAUUGUUUAGCUCCAUUAGCUAAAAUCAUUAAUGAUAACUUUGGUAUUCAAGAUGGUUUAAUGACCACUGUCCACUCAAUGACUGCUACUCAAAAAACUGUCGAUGGUCCAUCCCACAAAGAUUGGAGAGGUGGUAGAACUGCCUCAGGUAAUAUUAUCCCAUCAUCAACUGGUGCUGCUAAAGCUGUUGGUAAAGUUAUUCCAGCUUUAAAUGGUAAAUUAACCGGUAUGGCUUUCAGAGUUCCAACCGUUGAUGUUUCAGUUGUUGAUUUAACCUGUAACUUAGCUAAACCAACCACUUACGAAGAAAUUUGUGAAGUUGUUAAAGCUGCUGCUGAAGGUCCAUUAAAGGGAGUUUUAGGAUACACCACCGAAGCCGUUGUUUCAUCUGAUUUCGUUACUUCAACUUACUCAUCAGUAUUUGAUGCUUCAGCUGGUAUUCAAUUAACCCCAACUUUCGUUAAAUUAGUUGCUUGGUACGAUAACGAAUUCGGUUAUUCUACCAGAGUUGUUGAUUUAUUAGAAUAUGCUGCCAAACAAUAA
Molecule: messenger RNA, 999 nt
Organism: Yamadazyma jaroonii
Lineage: Eukaryota; Fungi; Ascomycota; Pichiomycetes; Serinales; Debaryomycetaceae
Source: the annotation of a GenBank genome assembly